UUCGAUCUUGAGAUUAAUUGUAUUCAUUCAAAUAUUCAAAAUAAAAUUUUUAAUAAUAAAUUUCGAAAACCGAAAUUUAUAAGUUACAUUUAAAUUCAACUGGAGUCACCGCGUUUUAUAGUGAUCAUAUCCAAGUGUUUGUUCAUAAAUCGGAAACGAUCGGAGUAACCUGCCGUACACGGUAAACUUAACUAUGUCACCAUAGAUCAAUCACAUCCUGGAUUUAGAGUUAGAUAUUGAUUUGAAAUAGAAAAGAAGAACAAAAGUUAUACCAUUGUUUUGAAUUAUGGAGGAAACUUUACGUAUAAGGCAUAUAAAUCUUAAAAGAAAAGAUUAUCUGGAAUGGGAAGAUUAUUUUAUGGCAACAGCUUUUUUAGCUGCAAAAAGAAGCAAGGACCCUUGUACACAAGUAGGAGCAUGUAUUGUUAAUAAUGAAAAUGUGAUUGUUGGAGUAGGUUACAAUGGAAUGCCUAAAAAUUGUCAUGAUGACAAUUUUCCGUGGGGAAAAUCAUCUAAUAACCCGUUACUUAACAAAUUUAUGUAUGUAUGUCAUGCGGAGGUUAACGCUGUUUUAAAUAAGAAUAGUGUUGAUGUAAAGAACUGCAAACUAUAUGUUGGUUUAUUCCCAUGUAAUGAAUGUGCAAAAGUCAUUAUACAAUCUGGAAUCAAAGAAGUUAUAUAUUUAUCUGAUAAACAUUCUUCAAAAAAUAGUACUAUAGCUUCAAAAAUGAUGUUUGAUGCAGCCGAAAUUAAAUACAGGCAAUUUGUUCCAAAGCACACAAAAAUUGUGAUUGAUUUUGAAGAAAUAGAUUGGAAUAAGAUGCAUCAACUUCCUGUAAGCCCUAUUAAAGAUAUUGAAACUGAUGAGGAAAUUCAAGAAAACUAGCAUUAUUGUCAAAGCAUAUAUAUAUAUAUAUAUAUAUAUAUAUAUAUAUAUAUAUAUAUAUAUAUAUAUAUAUAUAUAUAUAUCUCCAGUAAGAGUUGACUCUUACUGGACUUAUUAGUAAAAGUUGAUUAAAAGGAAAAGUGAUAAAUUUUGAACAACAUUUAGGGGAAAGUGGUUACCCUUUGUACGCUUUAUAGAUUUUAUUUUUCGAAAUUAUGAUUAAUUAUCGAAUUUAUCUAGUUUAUAUACCUAAGUGUAAAAAAUUUAUUGUAAUUUGUUACAAAAAAAUCCGAAACUGUUAUUUCAAAAGGUAAAAGAGUUAUAAUGAUUUUUCUAUGAUAAGAUAUUUGUACGAAUGUACCCCGUACAUGGAAUACGUUCGUACAGUAGGUGGGGUACUUUCAUACGCCAUGGGGUAGAUUCAUACAGGAUAAUUAAAAAGCCUAUUAAAUUUGUAAUUUUUUUAUUAAUUAUUAUAAAAAUAUUUAUUUAUCAAAAAACUAACUUGAUAAUAUGUGACUUGACCCAUAGGCGAUAAAUUUUCUUUAGAAACAAGAAUAAAUUAAAUCGUUCAUCCUUAGUUUACUUAUUGAUAAUUCUAAGCUUUACAAUCAGUCUAAAUUAUAUCUUUGCAAUAUUUUUUUAUGAGAUCGUUAUACUAUCUUUAUACAGUUAUACAGUCUUUGACAAUCUAAACUUAAAGUAGCUAAUCAUACAUUUGCUUGUUACUUUGGAAGUUAUUGCACAUUAUAAUUAUUUGAAUUAAUUGCAAAAGUAAGAAGUAUAGUCAUUCUAGCUGUACAGCCCGCUCGUGGUUGUGGAUCAGGAAGGAUCAUGGCGACAUCGGUGAUAUACAGAGUGUGAUGUCUUUAAUAUCAGGGAAAAAGAAUGACCAUGAUGAGCCCGGUUUCUUCCGAAGAUAAGAUACUUUCAGCUCUGUACCCGAAUAAUGACUGAGAACUUUUCCGACAUAGUAUACAACAGAAGUCUUUUUCUCAAACUUUACCAACACAAAACAAUUAUCUUUGAUUUUAUCUGGAGUCACAUUUAAAUUAUUAUUGAUACUAAGAUCAUCAAUUUCUUCGUCCGUUUCGAAAUCGAUUGGAGAUGUUAAACUCUCCCGCAAGCUAAAUUGCGAUCCUUCAGAUUCUUCUGAAUCUUCAUCAUUUUCUAUUUGCUUAGCUUUCUUUUUCUUAUGUAUUAAAUUAAGUUCGGUAAACUACGUUUCACUGCUUUGGCUCUGGCUUUCCUUUCCUGUUCUAUUUUUUUCAAUUCUUUCUGUCUAUGUUUCUUUUCUAGUGCUGUUUUUUCAGGUGUAUCUGUAUAUAUACGGGAUUUACCAGGUUUUCUUCAUUUAUUGGUUUUUCUGUUUCUAACAACUGUAGGAUAAGGUCUAAUGACUUAGUUGCAGAGGUAGAAGGUUCGUCAGUUCCGGUAAAAAUAUCUUGAAGAUUUUGAAACAAAGAAGGCAACUCCUCACGAAUAUCUGGCUCAUUCAUAUCAGUAGAUGGCACAAUGGUGGAGGGUUGUGAUUCUAGAGCGACAGUACUUGUUUCUGGAUUAGGUAACACAUUUGCCAAAUUAUUUGAAUUAUAUACGUCAAUGGGAGCGAAAUCUUUAUCACUGAACGUCAUUUCAUUGAACGGGCAUAUACCUGGCUUCUCAAAUGCACUUGUAAUAUUUUUUACUGUAAAUGAGUCAAGUAUAUGCAAGUUUUACCAGUUUAGGUAUGUUAUAAAUAUUGACUGUCUUGCCAGGAUUCGACAUAUGCCAAUUGUUAAACGCAACUUUUAACUUUGCCUUGAAUGGGCCCAACACUGCAACAUCUAAAGAUUGCAAUCGAUGACUGGUGUGCGGGGGAAAAGACACAAAAAUUAUGCCAUUGUCUCGAGCAUAUGUUAUAGCCUGUAAGCUGAUAUGGCUUUCGUGAUUAUCACACAAUAGUAAAAUUGGAUGCUCUUUAGAGCUCAGAGUGUGUUUCUGAAUGUGCCUUAAAACCGAAACAAAUAUGUCAGCAUUUAUCCACCCACUUCUAUUAGCAGCCGAGGCUUCCUUCAGGCGCACCUUCUAGAAAAUGGUUCCCAUAGUGUACACGUGGAAACACAAAUAGCGGAGGAAUAUUAUUGCCGCUUGCAGAAAUAAUUGCACCAAAUGUAACUAGUUCGCCUCUUUCCGCUGACACGAUUUGUCCCACUUCUUUUUGAGAUUAAGGAGCCAAAAUUUUAGGAGUUUCUAAAACUGUAGAUACGCCCGACUCGUCAAAGUUAUAUAUUCUGUUGGCAGCAAAAUUAUGUCGUAACACUUCAGCUAAAUUAUUAUAAAACUCUUGGACUGCACGCUUAUUGAAGGCGAACGAUCUAGCUGCACUUGUCUUCUCCGGUUUUCGCAGACUGAGGUUGGUGUUUCUCUCUCUAUAUUUACACAUCCACUCUACGCCGGCUAUUUGGUUUUCAUCACAUUUCGUGGGAUAUUUUAAAUUUGACGCUUUCGCGUAUUCGUAUGCAAGAUUGGAAUUUGUACUGUUGUUAGCCCAUAAUGAAGUGUCUCUUCUUCCAAGGAGAAGACUUGUAGAUUCGUGAACUUAGAAUGACAUGUUCGUUAAGGUCCAUCGGUGUUAGAGCUAUCUUUAAAUUUCUGGACUCUGCUUUCCAACGUCGAUGUCUUGAUGUUAUAUUUCAACGCGGUUUUCCUAUACGACAACCGUCCUUGAAUUAUGUAAUCAAUUGCUAAUUUCAUGGACUCUUCGCCAACCUCUGAGUACGCGAAAUAUAAUUUUCGGUAAUCAAAAAUUAUUUUUAAAAAUUUAUUUAAUACAAAAAUUACAAUUAAUCUUGUAUUAUUGAAUGGUUACAAUUAAUCUCUCACGCGAAUUAACUAUAAACAUUACUAAGGUGUUUACAUUCUUUCGUUUAUAUAAUAAAAUUAUUGCUGACAAUAUUUGAUACUAUUGCAUUUUAUUAAAAUGACCUUCUAGAAUUUUCUCCAUGUAAUUUCUCCAUCCCUAAGAUUGAAAAAUGACGGAGGUAUUUUUCAUAUCUUGUUUUCUUCGUUCUUCUAAUUCGAUGUCUUCUUUCUUCUUUUCUUUAAAUUUCUGUUUUCUUACAAAUUUUCUUUUAUAUUUUUGAAUUAACUAUAACAUUAUUAAAAUUAUACAAAUGAUUAUAAUUAUUGUAAAUAGUCCUAUUGAUACAUGGUUUUGUGAAUUGUAAAUUUCAUGGAUUGGCUUUAUGUUUCUAGCUAUUUUAUUUAUUUCAUAUAAUUUUUCAAAGUCUGUUGGUUAAAUUUGGAAAUUUAUAAAUUUGAUUAUUUAAAAAUUUCUUUUUGAUUUGUAUGUUAGCUGAGAAGAUUUCAUUUUCUAUUUGGAUGCUACAGUUCUUUGGAAUUUUUACAAUUGAUGGAUAACUUAUUUUCAAAUAAUGGUCCGAAACACAUUUAGAAAUCACUUCAGUUUCUGAAUUUGGAAUUACUAAAAGUUCGUUAUUUGUCACUUGUUCUAAUAUAGUUUCCUGGAGAUUUAUUUCACUAACAACACAAUUUUCAGCAGAGCGUCCGUUUAACAAUUCAAUAGUACAAUUGUCUUUUACCUUAAAUGUUUCUUUGCAGUAAUAUUUUCCUUCUAACACUGGACAUUCUUCUUUGAUAAAAAUAACAUCUUCUUGAUUUCUGGCCAAGUAAGGUUGAGGAGGGAUAAAUAUUGUAUGAUUUUGGAUUACGGGGUAUAAAUGAAAAAAUUCAUAGGUUUUGAGUUUUAGGAUAGGAACAAGGGUAGCAAAAAUUAUUUUGGAUUUGGAAAAGGUUACUUGUGAGCCCAGAAAGAAAUAAUACGUUAAAAUAUUCCAUCAUUUCUAAAAUUUCUUGACUAGAUAUGACUGAACUAUGAAUCGUAUUUAAUUUAGAAAAUGUUAUUGCGUUUUCAAUAUUAUCAAUUAAUGUAAUUAAACUUUGACAAUCCAGAUUAAUCUGUGAAAUUGUACUGUAAAAUGUUAUAAAAUUAUUCAAAGUUAUUAUUGUAUUUUCUAUCAAAAUGUGAAAUUUCUCUAAAUUAUCAGAAAGUUUCUGUUGAUUGUUUCAUAGAGUCGUAAUCGAUUUAUUAUAAUGAUCAAUUAAUUUUUUAUGUAACGAUAUUUGCAAAUUUACUUCAUGAAUUAUUUGUUUUUGAUUUUGUUGUAAAACAUUUAUAGCAUUAUCAUAUCUUUCUUCGUCGUCUGAAUCUAGAGUUCCAAAAAGCCAUUUAUCUAUUUUGCCUACUGCAUUUAUUAAUCCUCUUUUUAAUCUUUUAAUCUGGAUAAAUGUUUUCUGAUUUUUUAUCUAAAGUAUUAAUUAAAAUUUCUGUUCUACUUAGUGAUUGUUCAGCUAAAUUAUGAUAUGAAAUAGAAUUUGUAGCGUUCGCUUGAGAUAAAUUAUUUUUUAAACUAUAAUAAGAUUGUUUCAAAUUAUUAAUCUGUUUAUGAACAUAUUCUAGGUCUAUAUAAUAUAUAAAAGUAUACUUUUAUAUAUUACAUAUUACUAUUAAUAAGGU
Molecule: messenger RNA, 5405 nt
Organism: Diorhabda carinulata
Lineage: Eukaryota; Metazoa; Arthropoda; Insecta; Coleoptera; Chrysomelidae
Product: deoxycytidylate deaminase
Exons: 4
Coding region: 287-886 (199 amino acids)
Biological process (GO): dTMP biosynthetic process; dUMP biosynthetic process
Cellular component (GO): cytoplasm
Molecular function (GO): dCMP deaminase activity; zinc ion binding
Source: RefSeq, a predicted model, not a curated record